AUGGCAUCGACCUCAAAUGUGCAACAUUCUGAUGAAUCCGACGACGAGAUUAAGUCAAAAUACAUUCCUCCAGCCAAGAAAGAGCUGAAGGAGAUUCUUCAAGCCGACGCCGAAGACGAAAGUCUUCAGAAGUAAGUUAUAUAAAUUAUUUCGGUAAUAGUAGUAAAGCUAUGUUAUACAUAAUUAUUUUAUCUAUUUUUUAUUUUUUUAGGUACAAACAGAAAUUGUUGGGAAGUUUUGUUGACAACGUCGUGGUCGAUCCAAGUAACCCCAACAGAGUGAUUGUCAAGACUAUUGCAAUUCUAGCCGAUCAUGGAACAGUCGGAGAAUUCUCAAUUCCUCUUCGUAAGUGAAUAUGAUAAUGGAAAAUAGUUUCAGAGUCCGAUUUCACCCUGAAGAUCAAGGAAGGAGAACGAUUUCAACUGCGGUUUGAGUAUUAUGUUCAACGAGAGAUUGUCUCAGGGUUGCGUUAUAUUCACCGUGUAAGCCGAUUGGGCAUCCGAGUGGCCAAGGAAACUUAUAUGAUAGGAUCUUAUGGACCCGCGGCAGAAAUCAAAACUUUUUUGACUCCCUGGGAAAAUGCACCGUCGGGUAAGAGUGCGCUUUGAAAAAAGUUGUUUUGUAAGCGAUGUUUUAUUUACGUUUUUUUCUCAUUUCAGGCAUGAUGUCUCGCGGCAAAUACUCUGUGACGUCGAAGAUCACCGACGACGAUGAGAACGAUUACGCCACCUUCAAUUGGACCCUCGAGAUCGGUACCAACUGGUAA
Messenger RNA from Bursaphelenchus xylophilus (pine wood nematode), 766 nucleotides. NCBI's taxonomy places the organism in Eukaryota, Metazoa, Nematoda, Chromadorea, Rhabditida, Aphelenchoididae. The record is from the annotation of a GenBank genome assembly.